GGAUCGGGAGUAACUACUAGUGAUAGGGCAAAUGGGGGAAGGACAUAGGAAAUAGGGAUGCCUACAUUCAAUCAAUUGAUUCGUCAUGGUAGAGAAGAAAAACGGCGCACGAACCGUACUCGAGCUUCGGAUCAAUGUCCCCAGAAGCAAGGAAUAUGCCUGCGUGUUCUUACGAGAACACCGAAAAAACCCAAUUCAGCUCUACGUAAGAUAGCCAAAGUACGGUUGAGCAAUCAACAACAUAUAUUUGCUCACAUUCCAGGCGAAGGUCAUAAUUCGCAGGAACAUCCUAUAGUCUUAGUAAGAGGAGGUAGAGUGAAAGAUUCGCCAGGUGUGAAAUCCCAUUGUAUUCGAGGAGUCAAGGAUUUGCUGGGAAUUCCGGAUCGCAGAAGGGGCAGAUCCAAAUAUGGUGCUGAAAGACCUUCAUCGAAAUGAAUGGAAGAUGCCUCGUCGGUUUGAUCUGAUCGGCUUAUCUUAAAGGGCGGGGCGCAAGAACAAGUGUUUCAAUAUCGUCCCACGGGCAGAUCGCUUAGCCAUCUUCGGUGCAAGAGCGCUCGAGCAGCGAGCUAUUAAGCUUACUAGUUUUCGAUGUAUUGGUGUAGCAAGCCCAUACUGCUCCCGUGCCUCUGUACCGUCCGUUUUCCUCAAUCAAUAUAGUAGGGUGUUGGCCCGCAUAGAGGGGGUUCUUCGUCCAAUGUCAGUUUACGGUGCUUAUAAAGGUUCUACUUGUUUUUC
Molecule: messenger RNA, 735 nt
Organism: Musa acuminata subsp. malaccensis (wild Malaysian banana)
Lineage: Eukaryota; Viridiplantae; Streptophyta; Magnoliopsida; Zingiberales; Musaceae
Product: small ribosomal subunit protein uS12m
Biological process (GO): translation
Cellular component (GO): small ribosomal subunit; ribosome
Molecular function (GO): structural constituent of ribosome
Source: RefSeq, a predicted model, not a curated record